Molecule: messenger RNA, 3718 nt
Organism: Chroicocephalus ridibundus (black-headed gull)
Lineage: Eukaryota; Metazoa; Chordata; Aves; Charadriiformes; Laridae
Product: SLAIN motif-containing protein-like
Exons: 9
Coding region: 152-2131 (659 amino acids)
Biological process (GO): positive regulation of microtubule polymerization; cytoplasmic microtubule organization; microtubule nucleation
Cellular component (GO): microtubule plus-end
Source: RefSeq, a predicted model, not a curated record
CGGGCGGGGGCGGGGCCCGAAUGCGCGCGCGGCGGCGGCGACUCCCUCCCGCCGUUCGCCAGCCGGGCUCCGGUGCUCGCCGGGGAGAGGCGGCGUUGGCGGAGCGGGUGGCGUCCAUCGGCAGCCGCGGCAGUGACAGUGUGCGUUCUGGAUGAUGGUAGUGCCUGGAAAUGCCCCAGUCAUACAGCAGGAUCAUGCUCUGGAGCCCGACUUAGGACGAGACUCAACGGAGAGCUCUGCCAUGGGCCCUGAGACGGAGCCGGCAUCCCAGGAGGUUGGCCCGGAGCUGGAGGAGGUGCGGAAGCUGCGGGAGCUGGUGAGGAGACUGGAGAUCCAGAACCAGCACCCAAGAACGAAGAGUAGCAGGAGCGUGCUUGGGACAAACGUGCAGAGUGAGCUCCGUCCCGGCGUGGAUAACCAUGACUCUGGUCUUAAUGGGAUGGAAAUUAAUAAUAGCAUCAAUGCCAUAACUGAGAAGCGAGAAUUGCAAAUAAUGGCAGAUCUGCACAACCAAUUAAGCAAAAUAAGAAAAGAGGAAGGAGAGAACAACUGCCUAAAAAAAGACAGAGAUGCCCAAAUGCAAUAUAGUUGCAACAGUGCCACUGAGGAAUUGUCUUCCAGCACGUGUAAGGUGGAAACGAAGGCUGAGGAUAACGUUAGAUGUUCUUCACGUAUGGAUACAAGCAAUAGCACGGAGCUUAUGGGAAACUUGGUUAUUGCAGGUAGCGAUCCCUCAGUCAAAAUAAACAAACAAAAUCCCAAUGCAAAAUUUGGAGAUCUAGAAAGUCUUUCAAACAACACCGAUCUGGAUGAAGUGAAAGUGUUGGAACUUGAAAAUUGCAACGAAGAAGAAAAUAGCUGGCUCUAUGUGUCCCCAAGAAAAUCUACUGCCGAUCAGAAAACAGACUCGCCUUUAAAAUGGUGCCGCCAGGUGUUGGGUAAUCCCAGUCCCGAGACAGAAGCAGCCUGCCGGACUCUUCUGAACAGACUUGAUCAAGCCAGUAGAUGGAAAAACCUGUAUUGCAGUCCAUUGGCCUCACCAAGCGCACAUAAUUUGAAUACAGAGACAGGCUCCUGUAGCAAUGCACUAAACUCUCCCGGGCAUCUCAAAUCGACUAACAAAGCACUACUAACCUGUGGCAGCUCAGGUUAUUUGAGCAUGCAUUCUGCGCUGAGCUCUCAAUCGUCGGUGGACAGCGAGCUGAGUACCUCUGAUGACUCCAUCUCCAUGGGAUAUAAACUGCAGGACUUGACGGAUGUCCAGGUGAUGGCACGCCUUCAGGAAGAAAGCCUCCGUCAGGACUGUGCCUCUAGCUCUGCUUCGGUGUCACGUCGCAGUUCCAGUGCCUCCCUUCACUCUCUGCGAAGAGGUACCUACAGCGACCAGGAGUUCGACACAUACAGCCUUGAGGAUGAGGAUGAUUAUGACUGUUCCCUGUCGUACCGCAGCACUCACAGAUACUCACCAUCCCCACUCAGUUCCCCCCGAUGUCAGUCCCCUUCUUCCACUGCAGACUAUGGCAGGUCAUCAACUACCCGCAUCCGUCCCCCAAGGAGAUCUGUGCAAAGCCCGAUGCAAGACCGGCUCAAGUAUGCGAAUAGCGAAGAGGAGAUGCGCCACAGCAUGCCCAACCUGGCCAGGACGAGCCUUCGAGCUUUGGAGUCUGUACGGAGCAGUCGGAGCUUGGAGUCAGAUCUGCAGGUGCCGAGCAGUCGAAUUCCAAGGACUCAGCAACGGUCAGGAGGUCUGGCUCCCAGUAAGCUCAGGUAUUCCUCCGGUGCUGGGCAAUCUCCCUUAACCGUGCGGCAACCGCUGAAAGCAGGGUCAUGCACAAACUCUCUGUUAACACCCAGGCAGCCGGUCAAAGCCUGCAGUUACACAAGUCCUGUUAGCGGAGUUCGAAAACCACAGGCAUCUUCACUUAGUACAGGCUCUUCCAGCAGCAGUUGCACUACCAGAAGCAGUAACAUGGUCACCGUCGCAAAAAAUUCACCAAUUAAAGCGCGCACAUCUCUUGGAGGAAUCUCGGUGCCCAAGAGCAAACCGACGCUACCAUCCAAGAGAUUUCCCCAGUCGGCACAGACAGCUCAGGCUGCCGAGGAUGAUUCCUGGAAGGAUGGGUGUUACUGACAACCCAAACCGCUGCCACCCAACUCUGAAGCAGACCCCCAGCUGGCUGGGCGGUACUUAAAACUGGAGCUCCAGAGCCCCACCACACUGCAGACUGGUGUAUAUAAUAGUUCCUCUCCUUCAACGCAAAGUGUCCUCACCUUCUGCUCUUCUACGACAGCCUGACCUCUUCAUGGUGGAACAGACAACUGCUUUACUGGGUUUCUACUCUUCAAAAUGUUACUGAAAUGAGACUUCAUAUGAAGACCGAAAAUAGCCUUAUUUCCUAUAAACCUCUACUUGCAGCCCUUUGGAACACACAAAACCUUAUGUGACCUGCUCCUGAGGACGCUUGCGUAAAAAGGCUGCUGUUGUCCUGUUGUGCCCAAGGGCAGCUUCGUGCUGUUGCUGUGGUGGGUUGCACAGCAGGGGCUGGGGGAGACUAGAAAUAGUUCCAUAGAUGGUAGAAGUAAGACUUUUUAAAUUCAACCUGACCUACUCUAAUAUUUGUCUGAAACUCAGCUGUUUGUUUGGUUUUUUUUUUACUUCUGUAUAGAAUGGAUUUCUGCUACUUUUUAUUGUUUGUUCUAGAAGAGGAAGCAGGUUUUUAUAACUGUCAUACACUUCAAGCUGUUGUAUUCAAGCGUGUGCAUCACGGUUCACCAGUGAAGGAGCGGUACACAAUAUUUGUGUGGGUUUGUGAACAGGCAGUCGCAGGGACAGGGGAUGCUACUGAAAAACUGCUGUUUAUCAGCGUCUUCAUAUCUCAGAUGAGGAAGUUAACAAACACCAGUUAAAAGUAAACUUUUAAAAAAUAACCCUCCCUGACUGAUUUGACUUGAAGUGUUUCCCUUGGAUCUCUUUCAGGUAGCCCCUAACUGCCCUCACUUUUGUAGUUUUCUAUUGCCUCUUUGGCUACAGAGGAUUCUGUUUCAGUGUCCUUUUCCUCAGCAAGUGCUGGAUGCUACAAAGACACUCCUUAGUACAGAAAACAUGCACUGAUAGCAAUGUUCUCCCUGCCAUCAAUGUGAUUUUGAUAGUGUAGUUUAAUAAAAUGUUCUGGUGCUGAAAUACAUCUGCUUUAUUCAAACAGCGAGCCUGGCUCAUGAGUGGUUUUGUGCUGGGAAUGAGGCUUUUCAGGAUCUGCCUCUGCACUUCAGCUCUUAAACCCUGCGCAGGUAAACCGGUCUCCAGAGGAAGUCUGUUAUGAUACAAGUAUUGGUAUUUACCUUUAGUGUCCUUGAAUUUCGUAAGAAGGAUAAGCAUUAACUUAAUUCACAGCACUUGGUUCACAUCUCCUCUAGGAGAACAUCCAUGAGUGGCCCAAGCAGAACAAAAUAUGGGAAACACCACUUGCAAAUAGGAAGCCCUGCAGGAUGCUUCACAGCAGAGAUCACUUUUUGCAUCAAGUUUGCUUUAGAAAGAAAAAAAGAGGAAGAGCCAGUUGCUAUCAAAGUGCUGUCUGAGAGAAGCUCACACAUGUGUUCCCGUUUCACCUGGAAGAUGCUGCCCAUACAGAUGUGACUCUGACUCUUCUCAGCCCCUGGUGCAGAAGCCCUCCCAGGAUAGCCUAGACAAACCAAGGCUGGGUUUGUCACCUCCAGAGCU